AUGAGUGCAGCGACUGCAAAGCCGACGUCCCAUGUGGAUCCAAUAUCUGCACCGCCGAAAGAAAUCCCCGAUGUCCUGGUAGAUUCUCGGUCGAAGAAAAAAUAUUCCAGAGGUCGCUUUCUUGGAAAGGGAGGUUUUGCGAAAUGCUACGAGAUCACAGAUAUGGAUACGAAUGAAGUUUUUGCUGGCAAAAUUGUCCCGAAGUCGAUGAUCAUGAAACCACACCAGAGGGAGAAAAUGACCUCAGAAAUCACCAUUCAUCAAAGUCUUGAUCACGCCAACGUUGUGGGAUUCCGAGGAUUCUUCGAAGAUGAAGACUUCGUCUUCGUUGUGUUAGAACUCUGCAGGCGACGGUCCCUCUUGGAGCUCCACAAGCGCCGUAAGGCUAUCACAGAGCCAGAAGCACGCUACUAUAUGAUGCAGCUGCUCAAAGGGUGCCAGUAUCUACACGACAACCGAAUCAUCCACAGAGAUCUGAAACUGGGGAACAUCUUCCUCAACGAUGAGAUGGAUGUCAAAAUAGGGGAUUUCGGCCUUGCGACCAAGAUUGAAUAUGACGGCGAGAGAAAGAAGACCUUGUGUGGAACCCCCAACUACAUCGCCCCAGAAGUGCUCUGUAAAAAGGGCCAUAGCUUUGAGGUGGACGUCUGGUCUCUUGGCUGUAUCCUGUACACUCUGCUUGUGGGCAAGCCGCCAUUUGAGACGUCUUGUUUGAAAGAGACUUACAGCCGCAUCAAAAAAAACAGCUAUGCUGUUCCCUGGCACGUCAACCCCGCCGCCACCUCCCUCAUUAAGCGCAUGCUGAACGCCGAUCCCGCCCUCAGACCCACCAUCGCCGAGUUGCAGACUGAUGAGUUCUUCACGGGCGGCUACUGCCCCCUGCGCCUGCCCACCACGUGCCUCACCGUGCCCCCUCGCUUCUCCAUCGCCCCCUCCCAGGCCCAGGAGCUCAGCCAGAGACGGCCCCUUUCGGCGCUCGACAACAAAGACCACCCAGAAAAGGUGGACCUUAAAGAGGAGGCAAAGGACGCUGAGGUGUGCCACCUUACUGAUAUGCUGGCCCAGAUCAACCACCUUCUCGUUGCCAAACCCUUUGAGAAAGCAGUAAUUCGGCAGGAAGAGGCAGAUGAUCCUGCAUGCAUUCCAGUCUUCUGGAUCAGCAAAUGGGUGGACUACUCUGAUAAAUAUGGACUGGGAUACCAGCUGUGUGACAACAGUGUGGGUGUUCUCUUCAACGACUACACACGUCUCAUGAUGUACGCGGACGGAGACAGCCUGCAGUACAUCGACAAGGCGGUCGUAGAGUCUUUCCUGAACGUUCGCUCCUACCCACCAGGCCUAAGCAAGAAGAUCACGCUACUCAAGUACUUCCGUAACUACAUGAGCGAGCACCUGCUGAAGGCCGGCGCCAACAUGGCACGACGCGACGGGGAUGAGCUGGCUCGCCUGCCCUACCUCUCGUACUGGUUCCGCACCCGCAGUGCCAUCGUGCUGCACCUCACCAACGGCACUGUGCAGAUCAACUUCUUCCAGGACCACACAAAGCUGAUCCUUUGUCCCCUGAUGGGGGCAGUGACCUAUAUCGAUGAGAAGCGGGAGUUCCAUACGUACAAGCUGAGCCUGUUGGAGGAGUUUGGCUGCACCAAGGAGCUGGCGAGCCGUAUCCGCUAUGCUAAGGUGAUGGUGGAGAAAAUACUAGCCAACAAGUCUGCCUCGGCACACUAAAGAAAGCGUAACCACUUCCUAGCGGAAAAAGUGAUAUGAGCUUAGUCCCUCAUUUUUAAUCUUGGCCUGUGAAUCAUUUUCUUUGCUUUAUCUCCCCAACUUUCCUGGGAUGUAAUUGCUGUACCAUAGUUGACAAUUUCAAUGGUUUUUAUGUCUUUGAUUUUACGUUCUCACAUGAAAGGGCUUCUUCUUUGAGACUUUCCCUAUUACCUGUUUUCUCCUGACAUUUGUUUUCAAUGAGUGAAUUUUUCAUUCAACUGCACUUGCCUUUAACACUGAGAAUAAAAUUUGAGCUCGCCAACUGGUCCUUCAGGUCUAUUUUUAAUCUGUAUGUUGUUGAUAAGAGGCCUAAAUCUGACCGUGUUGGUGAUCUUCAUUAUGCUCCCAUUUUAUAGUUGUAUUUUAAAUAUAUUCUGUAAAAAAUCUCUGUACAAACUCACUGAGACUCUUAAUGUUGUAUAGAUUGCUUUGUGCUUUACAAAUAUAAAUAAAGAUUACGGAAUACAA
Molecule: messenger RNA, 2232 nt
Organism: Gadus morhua (Atlantic cod)
Lineage: Eukaryota; Metazoa; Chordata; Actinopteri; Gadiformes; Gadidae
Gene: plk1
Product: polo-like kinase 1 (Drosophila)
Exons: 11
Coding region: 1-1725 (574 amino acids)
Biological process (GO): mitotic spindle organization; protein phosphorylation
Cellular component (GO): spindle pole; cytoplasm; centrosome
Molecular function (GO): ATP binding; protein serine/threonine kinase activity; protein binding
Source: RefSeq, a predicted model, not a curated record